AUGCCUGACACAAUCCCCCCCUCGGAGAAGCAGAUCGAAAAAUCCGUCCAUCUGGACGAUAAUAACCGCGUGUCGGACGACGAGGCCGUCUCCGACUUCAGCCAUGUCGACGCCAAGAAGGUGCUGAGGAAGAUGGACCUGCGUCUCAUCCCCAUGCUGGCCGUCUUGUAUCUGCUCUCCUUCCUGGACCGGGGGAACAUUGGCAACGCGAAGAUCGAGGGCCUGGCCGAAGAUCUCCACCUGACGGGGGCGCAAUAUAACUGGUGCUAUAGACAGACCCUCAUGGGCAUCGUCACCAAUUAUCAUGGUCUGCUGCUUGCGCGACUCUUCCUCGAGGCCGGUCUCUACCCCGGCGUCGCGUUCUACAUUACCAUGUGGUACUGUCGCUACGAGGCGCAGUUCCGACAAGCCCUGUUCUUCAGCGCCGCCAGCGUGGCGGGAGCAUUUUCAGGUCUGCUGGCGUACGCCAUUGCGAAAAUGGACGGCGUGGGCGGAUACGCCGGAUGGCGAUGGAUCUUCAUCCUCGAGGGCCUGGCGACCGUCGUCGUCGCGGUCAUCGCCUUCUUCGUCAUCUACGACUUCCCUGAAACGGCCACGUUCCUGACAGAGGACGAGCGGGCGUGGGUGAUCCAUCGGCUGAAGUAUCAGGGAUCGGACGACCACACGCACGUAGAAGAGGUCGAGCAAUUCAAGUGGAAAUACGUGUGGGAUGCGUUUACGGACUGGCAGAUCUAUCUCGGGCUGCUCAUGUACUGGGGCAUCGUCUGUCCGCUGUACGGCAGUUCGCUUUUCCUGCCGACUAUUAUCAAGGACCUGGGCUAUUCGUCCUCGACGGCGCAGCUGCUGACUGUCCCGAUCUACAUCACCGCGGCCGGAAUCUCCGUACUGUCUGCCUGGCUCUCCGAUCGAGCCGGCCAGCGGUCUCCAUUCAUCUUCUUUUUCAUGUGCUGCAUCGGCUGUGGAUUCAUUAUCUGCCUCGCUGCGUCUGGACGAGGCGUUCCGGGCGUCGUCUACUUUGGCGUGUUCCUGGCUGUCGCGGGCAUUUACCCGGCCUUCCCCGGCAACGUCACCUGGAUGAGCAACAACCUGGCCGGCGGGUACAAGCGCGCGGCGGGAAUGGCCAUCCACAUUGGCGUAGGCAAUCUUGCUGGAGCAAUGGCAUCCAACUUCUACCGCCAACAGGACAGCCCGCGGUACGUUCUGGGCCACUCGCUGGAACUGGGCUUUGUCGCCGCGGGCCUCAUCGCCGUCGCCGUGCUGCGUUUCUCGUACCAGCGGAUCAACCGGCUGCGCGCGGAGAAGGGGACAGGCGGCUACACGGCUGAGGAGAUGAGUCGGAUGGGGGAUCGGUCGCCUGCGUUUCGAUAUAUACGUUGCAUGAUGAAUGACAUGUUCAUCAUUCCUGUGAAACAUGGCUGGGCGAACAUUCUAUGUUUCUAUACUCAGCCUUGUUGCUCCGCGGUUAAGCUAACGCACCAACGUGGAAACCCCGCAGGCGGAGCCCAUGCCAAUGCGCAACGCUCACGGCAGAAGAUUCUCCAAAUGGACCAGCCGCAGCGGCCAUCCACAUCGACCAGUACCGCCCAGGUCGCGCCCACCGUGGAGGUGGACGAGGAUGCGUACAGCACUAAUAAUGACAACGCGACGACCUACAGCGAGGAGCUCACAACGUAUACCGCAUCCUUGACCACGAGUGCCCGCUCCUACGAGUGGAGACACGGCCGACGCUACCACAGCUAUCAGGCCGGAAGCUACCAGUUCCCCAACGAUGAGUGGGAGCAGGAUCGUCUGGACAUGGUGCAUCAUGUCGUCUACCGGCUGCUAGGCGACCGGCUGUUUCUGGCCCCGAUCAACCCGGAGGGCAUGCGGAUUCUCGAUAUCGGAACUGGGACCGGUAUCUGGCCGAUUCAGAUGGGUGAUCUCUAUCCCACAGCGCAUUUUCUGACCUUUCAGAUCGUCGGCAAUGAUCUCAGCCCGAUUCAACCGCAAUGGAUGCUUCCUCAAAACGUCGAGUUUAUGAUCGACGACGUGGAACAAGACUGGGUGUGUCCUCAGCCUUAUGACUACAUCCACUGUCGAAACCUGAAACCAGGCGGCUGGAUCGAGUUUCAAGAUUUCGAAGCCCUGCCGUACAGCGAAGACGACUCCGUCACGCCAGACAACCACCUCAUCAAAAUGCUGCGCUAUCUGGGCGAGGCAUGCGACAAGGUCGGCCGGACGUUGAAUCCGGGGCCAUUCCUGAAAGGAUGGGUCGAGCAGGCCGGUUUCACGAGGAUUAACGAGCAGAUCUUCAAACUGCCGAUUGGGGCAUGGCCAAAGGAUCGUCGACUGAAAGAGCUUGGGUCAUUCAUGGCAGUGUCCUUUAUCGAAGGUGUCGAAGCCUUCACUCUCACCCCCUUCAUUGAUGUUCUGGGCUGGUCCAAGGACGAGGUGAUGGAGUUUAAUGCCAAAGUGCGGCAGGAUGUGACGAGGAGAGAGGCCCAUCCGAUAUAUAAUUACUAUGUAGUGACAGCGCAGAAGCCAAUAUAA
Messenger RNA from Rasamsonia emersonii CBS 393.64, 2529 nucleotides. Its product is annotated as MFS nicotinic acid transporter Tna1. The record is from RefSeq and is a predicted model, not a curated record. The transcript has 21 exons. NCBI's taxonomy places the organism in Eukaryota, Fungi, Ascomycota, Eurotiomycetes, Eurotiales, Trichocomaceae. Gene Ontology annotation, biological process: transmembrane transport. Gene Ontology annotation, cellular component: membrane. Bases 1 to 2529 code for a protein of 842 amino acids. Gene Ontology annotation, molecular function: transmembrane transporter activity.